UUCUUUCCUUCGGCUUUGUCAUGACAGCAUUUGCGUUGUACUAUGAUCUGCCUCGUUUCAAAAUCUUAUUACAUCGGAAAGUAAUCACACCGCGAAAUCCCGUCCGCCACCGAAGCCGAUGACGCUCGUAUGGUUCGAAUCAAUGCCCUGUUCCGCCGGUCGCGCUCUUCACGCUCCUUGCUCGAACGCAUUGCUCCGACGCGGCAGCUGUCGAGGUCGAAGGUAAUGCCUCGUUCCUUGCCGCUACUUCAUCACCGCGAGAGUCCACACGGCAUCAUAAUCUGCGCCCGUCAUGUGUUUGCUCAGUGUCUCCACUGGAGCUCAAGCAGCUUGGGCUCGAAGCAAGUGGGUGGUCGCUGGGCCAGUCACGGGCACGAGCCGUCGCUCCUCGAAGGGUCUUCGAGUGUCGGGUCUUUAUCGUUGAAAGGCGGCGAGAAGCUCCAUGCGGGGACGUUAAUGACGUGUCCGUUCGCUUCGAGUGAGCGAAUUCUGGAUAUUGGUCUCUCGGGUCGUGACAUUGAUGGUGCUCGUAAGGUCUUUGAUGAUAUGCUCGUGAGAAGCGCGUCCUCGUGGAAUAUGAUGAUAUCUGCUUGUGUUGCCAAGAGGCUGAGUGGUGAAGCAGUGGGUCUAUUUUGUCGGAUGACAGCUGAAAGUAUUCGUCCUGAUGAGAACACAUUCGCUUUGGUUUUGAGAGCCUGCUCCGGGAAUAGAAUUGCCCUCCAUUUUGUCAAAGAGAUCCAUGGUAAAAUUGUGUGUCAUGGUUUUGGGACUAGCCCGUUGGUGUGUAAUCCGCUAAUCGAUCUGUAUUCCAAAAAUGGGUUCAUUGAUGACGCCGAGAGGGUUUUUGAAAUGCUGCGCUCUAGGGACAGCGUUUCUUGGGUCGCGAUGAUUUCUGGCUUUUCUCAAAAUGGUCGCGAGAGAGAAGCUCUUCUUUUAUUCUGUUGGAUGCAUAAUGAUGCAGUUCGGCCGACGCCGUAUCUUCUCUCCAGUACGCUGAGUGCCUGCACAAAGAUCGAGCUGUUCAAGCUUGGAGAGCAGGUCCAUGGUCUCAUUUUAAGGUGGGGAUUCUCCGCUCAAAUUUGCGUAUGCAAUGCUCUCUUAACAUUGUACUGCCGAGCAGAAGAUUGGAUAUCUGCUGAGCUGAUAUUUAGUGGGAUGGAAUUUAGAGAUGGUGUGUCAUAUAACUCGCUUAUAGCUGGGCUUGCUCAACAUGGACUUUGCGAUGAGGCUGUAAAGUUAUUUGAUAGUAUGCUGGCUGAUUGCUUGAAACCAAACCAUGUUACUGUAGCAACCCUCCUGAGUGCUUCUGCUGAUGCAGGGUAUCUCCAGAUGGGAAAACAACUUCACUCAUAUGCAGAAAAAACGGGAAUUCUGUCCAACGUUGUUAUUGAAGGUUCACUGCUUGAUCUGUAUGUGAAAUGCUCUGACAUAAAAACUGCACAUAAAUGGUUUCUCUCAACUAAUAGACAGAACGUGGUCUUAUGGAAUCUGAUGCUUGUUGCUUUUGGUCAGUCAGGCAAUUUGACCGAGUUGCUUGAGAUACUUAGAAAGAUGCAGAUCGAAGGCAUUGUGCCCAAUCAAUAUACAUACCCAAGCAUACUUAAAACCUGCAUUUCUUUAGGAACUCUCUAUCAAGGUGAACAGAUACACUCUCAUGCCAUCAAGAGUGGAUUUCAGCAUAAUGUGUAUGUCUGCAGCGUGCUAUUAGAGUUGUACGCCAAAUGUGGAAAGUUAGAUACUGCUCGAAAUAUACUUAGUAGACUUACUGAAGAAGAUGUUGUCUCUUGGACGACAAUGAUUGCGGGGUAUGUACAGCAUGAUUUAUUUACUGAAGCUUUACAACUUUUCAAAGAAAUGCAGAACCGAGGCAUCCAAUUAGAUAAUAUCGGGUUAUCAAGUGCCAUCACUGCAAGUGCUGGUAUCCCAGCACUCAAUGAAGGACGCCAGAUACAUGCUCAAUGCUGGGUCUCUGGUUUCUCACUCGAUCUUUCGAUUGGAAAUGCACUUCUUAGUCUUUACAGUAGAUGUGGUAGAAUAAAAGAAGCAUAUUCAGUAUUUGAGAAGGUUGAUGUUGACGAUAAUGUAUCAUGGAAUGCACUGAUAUCUGGGUUUGGACAGAGUGGUUGUCAUGAGGAGGCACUGCAGGUUUUCACUCGGAUGAAUAAAGCUGGAGUUGAAGCUAACUUGUACACCUUUUGCUCUGCUGUAAAAGCUGCUGCUAGCACAGCAAAUAUGAUAUUCGGGAGGCAGAUUCAUGCUGCAAUGAUAACAACAGGUUAUUAUUCCAAAACUGAGGCUUCCAAUGUCUUGAUCACAUUGUAUGCUAAAUGUGGCAGCAUCUGCGAUGCCAAAAGGGAAUUUGAUGACAUGCCUGAAAAAAGUGAAGUUUCUUGGAAUGCCAUGAUAAAUGGUUAUUCCCAGCAUGGCUAUGGUGUGGAAGCAGUGGAUUUGUUCGAUAAGAUGAUGCGGCAAGGAAUGACACCAAAUUCCAUUACCUUUGUGGGAGCUUUGUCAGCCUGCAGCCAUGUUGGAUUGGUAGAAAAAGGACUCAAUUAUUUCGAGUCUAUGAAUGUAGACUUUUGUUUGGUGCCCGAACCUGAACAUUAUGUCUGCAUUGUGGAUCUUCUUGGUCGUGCAGGCCAUCUGAGGCGUGCCAAGAAGUUUGCGGAGGAGAUGCCAAUAGAACCAGAUGCCAUGAUUUGGAGGACUUUAUUAAGUGCAUGCACAAUUCAUAAAAAUGUGGAAAUUGGUGAAUUUGCUGCCCGCCAUCUUCAAGGGAUGGAACCGGAAGAUUCAGCUGCUUAUGUUCUCCUAUCAAAUAUGUAUGCAUUAACUGGAAAAUGGGAUCUCAGAGAUUCAACGAGGCGAGUGAUGAAAGAGAGAGGUGUGAAGAAAGAACCAGGUCGUAGCUGGAUAGAGGUCAAGAACUCGGUCCAUGCCUUCUAUGCGGGUGAUAGACUACACCCAUUGACAGAUGAGAUAUACAAAAACCUUGGAGAUCUGAAUUCACGGGCAGCAGAAAUUGGUUAUGUGGAAAAACAAUUGAGCCUGUGGAGUGAUGCUGAGCAAGGACAAAAGGACCCUAUGAGAUUUGUUCACAGUGAGAAACUGGCCAUUGCUUUUGGUCUUCUUAGCUUGCCUGAGUUAAUCCCAGUUCGGGUAAUAAAAAAUAUUCGUAUCUGUGAUGACUGUCACAAUUGGAUCAAAUUUGUCUCAAAGAUAUCGAGCCGAAGUAUCAUUGUUCGAGACGCGUAUCGCUUUCAUCACUUCAAUGGCGGUCUUUGUUCAUGUAGAGACUAUUGGUAAUGAAUGAAAGCAAAAAGUCAAUCAGGAAAAUGACUGAUUCAGGGGAACGGUAUUGCAUUGUAACUCUUCGAGAUGAGAGGCACUUUCCCAGCCUUUUGGUUGGGAUUUUGAGCUGCAGAAAUGUUGCUUCUCCUCCCGAUCAUCUGUCUCAAGAGGAUUUAGCUCACAAUCACCCUUUUUCACGUAACGACUCCAAAUUGCCUUGGUGAGAGAGGAAAUUAUUAAAUGCAUUUUCCCUCUCUCAGCACAGUCUGUACACCUUGACAUGCUCUGGCUGUAACAACAGCUGUUUUCACUCUGAUAAUCUGAUACUACAACUAAACUAUGGCAGGAGAAAUUACCAGGUAACUUUCAACAUCCUCUUGUGCUAUUUACUUUGCUCUUGUUAUCCAGCUCCAUUCAUGGUGCAACAGGGCUUGUUGGGAAUUGCUGUACUGUUCAAAUCUAACAGAUUAUAGCAUCCCAAUGUCGCUUUUCAUAUUUUCUCAAUUCUAUUGUUUUACUCAAGCAUAUAAGUGCAUCCUGGCUCAGCAAACCCUUUUCAGUCCCAAAAGGUCGUUGUUGAUGGUGAUAUGGUGAUGAUUUGGGAAUGGCUGCCAUCUUUCUCCCAAGUCAGAAAUCUAUAUAGUUCCUAAUCCUUGAACCCGUGCAAGCUUGGUAGAUAGAAUUUAGAAAUUAUGUCUUUGCCAUAUACAGAAGUGAUGAGGCGGGGUUGCCAUAUUCGGCAGAUAUCCUAUGACACAUUCUUCUUCUGUAUAAAGUGGUGGCUAAAUGGUUUAAUGCGUGAAGGCGGAAGGGAACUGUUGGGUUAGCCUUGGCAAGAUUAAUGCUUCUAGGAUGUGUCACUUCUGCAACCUCCAUGGAUGUCCUGAAGUGAAAGGUAAUGAGCAGCAGCAGCAGCUACGGAGGUAGAGUAUGCCAACUGAAUCCUUUCUGGUUAAAAGCUAAUGUAAGUUUCAUGUGCAUCGCUUGGCAUGUGGAGGUUAUUCUGGGGAGUGAUCAAUGCCGACUUCUUCCAUUCGUUCUAAUAAAAGAAAAGCAGAAGAAAAGAGAACCUCAUAAAAGAAUCACGAGGAGAGAGCUUUUGUGGGCGGAAAAGAAGGCGAUUCGUGAGAUUAGGAGUGUAUCUGCCCAUGCCGUGUAUCUAUUCCAUAUGAAUUGCUCAAAAUGUCCAAAGAGCAGGUCUUUGCAACUUUCCAUUCUCCGAAAGCAGAUGCAGAGGCGGGAGUAAUGGCAGCAGAGACAACAUUGUUUCCUACAGACCCGUAAACAGGUUCUCAUGUAUUGUCUUCGCCUCUUCCACUGCAUAUGAGAAAAUCACUUGAGGUGCACUGUACAUGGUUCGAGCAGUACAAGAUUGCUUGCUUACACUAUCUCAAUAUAACAUGACCAGUCAGUCAAUCAUGUCAA
Syzygium oleosum is the source of this 4716-nucleotide messenger RNA. RefSeq names its product pentatricopeptide repeat-containing protein At4g13650. The transcript is spliced from 3 exons. Gene Ontology annotation, molecular function: RNA binding; zinc ion binding; protein binding. The coding region runs from base 130 to 3306 and encodes 1058 amino acids. Lineage: Eukaryota; Viridiplantae; Streptophyta; Magnoliopsida; Myrtales; Myrtaceae. Gene Ontology annotation, biological process: RNA modification. The record is from RefSeq and is a predicted model, not a curated record.